GGUGUUGAGACAGCUCCUCAGAGGGAGGGUUUUUUGUUAUCUCGUCUGGCCGCUGGAGAGGAGAGGCGCCGGGGUGUUGUGAAGCAGCGGAGAUCCGCCAUGACUUACACCGCGGACGCUCUCCGCUCGCGCGCGUCUGGAGCUGUGACCUGGAGCCGCGUUCCGUCAGUGCACCCGACGAGCAUGUCCUGAGAGCGACGAGCCCGGACAGAAGAUGACAGAUUACCGGGAGGAUGGCAUGGAUCUGGGCAGCGAUUCCUCCAGUCGCUCCAGCUCCGAGUCCAACUCCAACAAGGUGACGCCAUGCUCCGAGUACAAGUCCUCUCCCAGUCUGGAGCUGGCCGGACUGGAGGACUACGAGGAGGACGAGGACUUCCAGCAGUACAAGAAGAGAGCGCUGGUGGACUGGGAGAGGGAGUACGGCGGGAGCUACUCAGACAACCAGCAUCAGGACUUCAGCCAGACCUCAGGGUCAGUCAACCGCCGCAGCCUGGCGGAGGAGCUCCAGAGCGUCAAAGCACCCGCCGGCUCUCUCCCGGGUCACACCGCAAGCACCUCCAUACCUGAGGAGCUGAAGCAGAACGCCAACUCCAUCCUGCCCUGCGAGGGCAAGACUUCAGGCAAACCCAGCCACGGGAGCGGCGUCACGGGACGGGAAUCCGGUGAGGAAGGAGGCGGGGUCGGGCUGGGGCCAUUCAGAGAGGAAGAGGUGGAGGAAAGCCAGCUUCCACCGAUGGACUGGGCGGCUCUGGAGAGACACUUGGCGGGCCUACAGUUCAGAGAGCAGCAGAACCACAACCACGGCCUGAUCCGGACCAACUCCACCAGCGCCCAGAAGAAUGAGCGGGAGUCCAUCCGGCAGAAGCUGGCGCUGGGCAGUUUCUUUGACGAUGGGCCGGGAAUCUACAGCAGCUGCAGCAAGAGCGGCAAACCCAGCCUGUCCUCACGGCUCCAGAGCGGAAUGAACCUGCAGAUCUGCUUCGUCAACGACAGCGGCAGCGACAAAGACAGCGACGCAGACGACAGCAAGACAGAGACCAGCCUGGACACACCGCUGUCUCCCAUGAGCAAACAGAGCUCGUCCUACUCGGACAGAGACACCACGGAGGAUGACUCGGAGUCUCUGGAGGACAUGGACUUCCUGAGCCGACAGAAGAAGCUGCAGGCCGAGGCCAAGCUGGCUCUCGCGAUGGCCAAACCCAUGGCCAAGAUGCAGGUGGAGGUGGAGAAGCAGAACCGUAAGAAGUCUCCAGUGGCGGAUCUGCUUCCUCACAUGCCGCACAUCAGCGAGUGUCUGAUGAAGAGGAGUCUGAAGCCCACGGAUCUCAGAGACAUGACGCUGGGACAGCUGCAGGUGAUCGUCAACGACCUGCACUCACAGAUCGAGGGUCUGAACGAGGAGCUGGUGCAGCUGCUGCUGAUGAGGGACGAGCUGCACAUGGAGCAGGACGCCAUGCUGGUGGACAUCGAGGACCUGACCAGGCGCGCUCAGAGCCAGCAGAAGCACCUGACGGAGAAGACGCUCUCCAAAUGAAGCCGCACACCUCCACAGCAUCACCUUUCCUUUGCUUCUGUGCUCCGUCAGUCCUCCAGGACGUGCUGGACGCUGCCACCGGCUGCUGCAGCCAUCGCCUCAUAGACCGUCUCAGUCCUUUACGUUUGCCACUCAACUAGAACUGUCCGAACAUACAGCGGUGUGAGGAGCUCCACGCCUCCUCCAGCAAGCCCCGAGUCCACUGCUCGGACAGUAUUUAAACACAGCCGAGAGUGUGAAGGUGCUCCAGAGGAAACAUGCCUGCCUUGUAGUCGACUUGUAGCUUUUGGUAACGUUCACUGCGACCGGUAUUCAACAUUUCGUGAAUGUUGAGUCUGACACGAGUCGUCUGAAUAAGUGUGUUCAUAUCAUUUUCAUUCUAUUGUAUCCAGAUUCUUUAUUUGAGGGAGAUGCUUAUGUACAGAUGUGUAUAAAAUAAGAAAAUAAAAACUUUGUUUCAUAGA
Molecule: messenger RNA, 1998 nt
Organism: Cyprinus carpio (common carp)
Lineage: Eukaryota; Metazoa; Chordata; Actinopteri; Cypriniformes; Cyprinidae
Product: schwannomin-interacting protein 1
Biological process (GO): positive regulation of hippo signaling
Cellular component (GO): cell junction; plasma membrane
Source: RefSeq, a predicted model, not a curated record